Molecule: messenger RNA, 528 nt
Organism: Babesia sp. Xinjiang
Lineage: Eukaryota; Apicomplexa; Aconoidasida; Piroplasmida; Babesiidae
Exons: 2
Coding region: 1-528 (175 amino acids)
Source: RefSeq, a predicted model, not a curated record
AUGUCGGUUCAAUGUAAACGGAAAUUCCAGAGGUCACAAAAAUAUCGGAACUCAUAUCAUCAAGAAACCUCCGAAAUGGAUCAUACUGAAGGAGGCAUAGAUGCCAAUGACAUAUUGGAAGCGUGCAACUUACAACCCAGUCCGUCACAGACACAUGACAGUCAUGUGGAAUCAAGCAAACCCACUCUACAGGAGACCAAAAAGGAUGACCCUAUGCAGAAGUGGCGGCGUGAGGUACAAGCAGCUGUAGAAGCAAAGAAAAAGAAGGAAGCCGAAGCAUUGCAAGCUGCUACCCAAAAGGCACAACAGGAGCUAGAAGCAUGGCGUAGAGAGAGAAAAGCAAAAAUCGAAUCAAAAUCACAAGACAAGGGACACGAUGAUAAUACGGACAAUAACAAGGGAGACCAACAGUUCUCAUGGAAAAAAACAGCGGAGCUACUCUCCAAAAUGGGAUACACCCAAAACGACCAAAGUGGACAAAAAUCGCAAAAAAUGGCAGAUCUUAUUUUUAUGAAAGCAAAAGAAUAA